Messenger RNA from Nematolebias whitei (Rio pearlfish), 4038 nucleotides. RefSeq names its product signal peptide, CUB domain, EGF-like 1 (gene scube1). The record is from RefSeq and is a predicted model, not a curated record. The transcript is spliced from 26 exons. NCBI's taxonomy places the organism in Eukaryota, Metazoa, Chordata, Actinopteri, Cyprinodontiformes, Rivulidae. Gene Ontology annotation, biological process: signal transduction. Gene Ontology annotation, cellular component: cell surface. Gene Ontology annotation, molecular function: calcium ion binding. The coding region runs from base 1 to 4038 and encodes 1345 amino acids.
AUGAAAGGUGAUUUAGAUGAGUGCGCAGAGGGUUCAGACGACUGCCAUAUUGAUGCCCUCUGUCAGAACACACCAAACUCCUACAACUGCAUAUGCAAGCCUGGCUAUUCUGGAGAUGGAAAACAGUGUGAAGAUGUGGACGAAUGUGGGAAUGACUACAAUGGGGGCUGUGUCCAUGAAUGCAUCAACAUACCAGGGAACUAUAGGUGCACCUGCUAUGAUGGAUUUAUGCUGGCCCAUGAUGGACACAACUGUUUAGAUGUGGACGCGUGUCUGGACAACAAUGGGGGAUGCCAGCAAGUAUGCGUCAACACAAUGGGAAGUUAUGAGUGCCAGUGUACAGAGGGUUUUUUUCUCAGUGACAACCAGCACACCUGCAUCCAUCGCUCUGAUGAUGGAAUGAACUGUAUGAACAAGGAUCAUGGCUGUGCCCACAUCUGCAGAGAGGCUCCAGGCAAAGGUGGGGUGUCAUGCGAGUGCCGACCUGGCUUUGAGUUGGACACAAACCAGAGAGACUGUACAUUGACAUGUAACUAUGGAAACGGUGGCUGCCAACACACAUGUGAUGACACAGACACGGGGCCGGUAUGUGGCUGCCACCAAAAGUACGCCCUGCACUCAGACAGCAGGACCUGCAUUGAGAAAGAUGAGGCUGCAAUUGAGAGCUCUGAGUUCAAUGCCACGUCAGUAGCUGAUGUGGACAAGCGGGUGAAACGGAGGCUACAUAUGGAGACAUGCGCUGUAAACAACGGGGGCUGCGACAGGACGUGUAAAGACACUGCCACGGGGGUGCGCUGCAGCUGCCCUGUGGGAUUCACACUGCAGCCUGAUGGCAAAACCUGCAAAGCCCCUCAGCAUCACAGCACGCCCAUCCAGCCUCACUACCUGUUCGUGCUCAUGCUGCGCGCUGCUGCUCUGUGCACCCAUGCGCAUGUUACCGGCUCCUGCGAUUUGGACCGUUACCGGGACCUACCUACCCCACAUCUCAGACUGGUUCCAGAGACAGAAGAGUCCCAGACCAGCUGCCGUGGUACCACAGAAUCCCAGACCAGCUGCCGUGGUCCCACAGAGUCCCAGACCAGCUGCCGCACAUCCACAGAACCCCAAGGCUGCCCCAGCAGGUCAACAGAAUCCCAAGGCUGUCCCAGCAGGCCCACAAAGUCCCAAGGCUGCCCCAGCAGGCCCACAGAGUUCCAAGGCUGCCCCAGCAGCUCCCCAGGCCUCCACGUCACCUGCAGCAGCUCCCCGGGCCUCCACAUCACCUGCAAAGUCCAGACCCUCUCUUCAGCUGCUACAAUCUCCAAAACCCCCAUGACAGCAUUGGCUUGGCCCCUGGCCUCAGCGGCCACAAAACCCCAGAUUCCACAGGUGGCAGCGCUAGCCACCAUGUUUGCGGCUGUCCUGGCACCUGUGCUUGCUACAAUUUGGGCUCCCCCUACACCGCCACCAGCUGAGUUCCAGGCCUCCAAGUUGGCUGCAGCUCCCCAGCAGGCCUCCAUGUCCUUCCCUCAGGCCUCCAUGUUCGUCCCUCCGGCCUCUGUGUCCAUCCCUCAGACCCCCUUGCCAGCAGCUCCUCAGCCCUCCAUGAUGGCAGCUCCUCAGCCCUCCAUGUCAGCUGCAGCAGCUCCUCAGCCCUCCAUGUCGGCUGCAGCAGCUCCACAGCUCUCCAUGUCCGCUGCAGCAGCUCCACAGCCCUCCAUGUCCGCUGCAGCUGCCCCACAACCCUCCAUGUCGGCUACAGAAGCUCCUCAGCCCUCCAUGUUGGCUGCAACGGCCUUCAGGACCCCCAUGUUGGCCGAAGCAGCCUCCAGGAUCCCCCAUGUUGGCUGCAACAGCUUCCAGGACUCCCAUGAUGGCUGCAGGAGCUUCCAGGAUCCCCAUGUCGGCUGUAACGGCCUCCAGGACCCCCAUGUCGGCCAAAGCAGCCUCCAGGACCCCCUUGUCGGCCAAGACUGCUUCCAGGAUCCCCAAGUCGGCUGUAACGGCCUCCAGGACCCCCAUGUCGGCUGUAGCCUCCAAGACAUCCAUAAACUCCAAUGGCUUCCCGCCAAUCUGCGCAUCCAUUUCAAGAUCCUCGUUAUCACAUUCAAAGCCCUCCAUAAUCUGGCCCCUCCAUACCUGUCUGACCUACUCCAUCACUACACUCCUUCUCUUUCCCUCCACUCCUCCGAUGCCAACCUUCUGUCUCUCCCCUAUGUUGAUGAGUGCAGUAUCAACAAUGGGAGCUGUGAAUAUGGCUGCAUGAACACACAGGGUAGUUAUGAGUGUGUGUGUCCACCAGGACAACAGCUUCACUGGAACAAGAAAGACUGCAUUGAGGCAGUGAAAUGUCUUCCCAACGGAAAGCCAGCCCCACGAGCCCAUCUGACCUGUACCAAAACUGGAGGGGCAGAAGUAUGCUCACUGUCAUGCCCAUCAAAUGCUCUUUUUCUUGCAGACCCUGAGAACUACACGUUAAGCUGCGGAGUACCUGUUCAGCCUGAUUCGCUGGCACCACCCAUAAAGCAGAAAGCCAAAUUUAAAAUCAAGGAUGCCAAGUGUCACCUGAGCCCCCGCAACAAGGAGAAACAGAGAGACUCAUCCAGGCCGAAUAUUCAUGGAGACCAGUUCCCCUGCACUGAUGACUGUCAGGUGACAUUUGUCAAUCUGAAAUGUGAUUCAUCAAAGAAGCGACGCAGAGGACGCAAGUCUCCAUCCAAAGAGGUUUCCCUUAUCACAGCUGAGUUUGAAAUGGAAAUGAAGGAGGAAGAAGCCUCAGAUGCUUGCAACAUUGAUUGUGUGCGUGAAAAGAUGAAGCAGAAGCUGCAGAGUGCCAUGCGGACACUUAGGAAGUCCAUCAACAAACAGCAGUUCUACAUCCAGUUUUCAGGAACAGAUUAUGAAGUAGCUCAGAAACCAUCCCAUUUGCCAGAGGAGGCUGAAACCUGCAGCACGGGACAAAUAUUCCAUGAUGGAAAAUGUGUGAGCUGUGGUGUGGGGACGUUUUACAGUGGGGAGCAGGGACAGUGUGUUCAGUGUUCUCCUGGGACAUACCAGGACAUGGAGGGGCAGCUGACCUGUGAGCCAUGUCCCAGCACUGAAGGACAGGGCAUUGCUGGUGCCAAGAAUGUGUCUCAGUGUGGAGGUCAGUGUCCGGCAGGCCAGUUUUCUCCUGAUGGGUUUCGGCCAUGUAAAAUUUGUCCUUUGGGCUCUUACCAGACAGAACCAGGUCGAGUUCUGUGCUUCUCGUGUGGGGGAGGCCUGAUGACCAAAUAUGAAGGUUCUGUUUCCUUCCAGGAAUGUGACGCCAAAGUUCAUUGUGCUCCUGGACAUUACUACAACUCCAGCAACCAUCGCUGCAUACGCUGCCCAGCAGGAACCUACCAGUCUGAGUUUGGUCAGAACUUCUGCAUCACAUGCCCUGGGAACACCACGACCGACUUUGACGGAGCCACAAACGUGUUUCACUGCAAAAACCAGAUAUGUGGAGGAGAACUGGGAGAUUACAUGGGUUACAUCGAGUCCCCUAACUACCCUGGAGAUUACCCGUCAAAUGUGGAUUGUGUCUGGACCAUAAACCCUCCACAUAAAAGGCGGAUUCUCAUUGUUGUACCAGAGAUUUUCCUCCCCAUUGAAGACGAGUGUGGCGAUGUGCUGGUCAUGAGAAAGAGUGCACUGCCCACCUCCAUCACCACCUAUGAGACGUGUCAGACUUAUGAACGACCGAUCGCCUUCACCUCUCGUUCUCGCAAGCUUUGGAUUCAGUUUAAGUCCAAUGAAGGAAACAGUGGAAAAGGGUUCCAAGUUCCAUAUGUCACAUACGAUGAGGACUACCAGCAGCUGAUAGAAGAUAUAGUGCGAGAUGGCAGGCUUUACGCAUCUGAGAAUCACCAAGAGAUACUUAAGGACAAGAAGUUGAUAAAAGCACUGUUUGAUGUUCUGGCCCACCCUCAGAACUACUUCAAGUACACAACAGCAGAGUCCAGAGAGAUGUUUCCUCGCUCUUUUAUCAAGCUGCUGCGCUCCAAAGUCACCAGGUUCCUACGACCAUACAAAUAG